AUGCAGUAUCCCCACUUGGGGAAGGCGCGUGGUGAUCCAAAUUCCUACACGCUUGGGCGGAUGGGACUGUACUAUGUGGUCCUGGCACACAUGCCCGAAGCUGGAAAGGCAUCUGCAGCCAGUGUGGCCAGCAAUGUCGGGCGCAGCUAUCCUAACAUUGAGGUGGGCUUCUUGGUUGGUAUUUGCGGAGCCGUUCCAGUCAGGACGGACUCUAAUGUGAACCGACAAAAGAAGACAAUAUCGUUGGGGGAUGUGAUUGUCGCAAACGGGGUCAUCCAGUAUGAUCUGGGGAAAGAAACGGAGACAGGCUUUUCCCGAAAGAAGACUUACCACGAUACUCUGGGAAGACCCAAUAACGAGAUCCGAGGAUUCUUAGCCAAAGUCCGUGCGGAGCGUCAGAACUUCUUGAAGAUCUUACCUGUUUACCUUAUGGACACUCUGGACAGGAGCCUUGCGAUGUUGUUAUGGUUGGCUCUUCUGAAGAUCUCAAGGCUACCAGAUCCUCCGCCACAUGUGCAUUUUGGUCUGAUGGCAUCGGCCGACACGGUCCUGAAAUCUGCGCGCGUUCGCGAUAAACUAGCAAAAGACGAAGAUGUCAUCGGAUUCGAGAUGGAGGCAGCGGGAGUAUGGGACAAUAUUCCUAUAAUAGUAGUGAAGGGUGUAUCCGAUUAUGCCGAUAACAAUAAGGAUGAUAGAAUGCAACCCGUCGCAGCCGCGGCCGCCGCUGCCUGCAUGAGAGCCCUUGUUGAAGGAUGCCCGAUAUCCACCUCAAGCUCGACAGAAGAAGGAUCCUUUCUAGAUCCAAAUCCACAGGUUAUUGAUUCACUGGAUUUCUAUCGGGCCACGUACCGUCGGGAGGAGAUACACACGGCGGCGAAAGAGACUUGUGAAUGGAUAAUUGAAAAGGAGGUGUAUCAGUCUUGGAUGGACGAUACGCAGCUGCAUCAACACGAAGGCUUUCUGUGGAUCAAGGGUGGCCCUGGUACUGGGAAGUCCACUUUGAUGAAGUUCAUAUUGCGCGAGGCAGAAAGGUCUGAAAGAUACACUAUCACACUGUCUUUCUUCUUCCACGUCUCUAGAGUCACUCUACAAAAGUCGCAGGUUGGGAUGUAUCGUUCGCUGUUGUACCAGCUUCUCAAGGCUAGUGCCGCCCCAGACCGAUGUAGAGAAGAGUUUCUCCGUGCUGUUGCAAAUAUGAGUGGGAGUGAUACUACACCUAAGCACUGGGAUAUCGCAGACCUGAGGCACCUACUUCUGUGUAUGAUGGACGUCCUGAGCAAUGGCCAUGUCAAUCACCAUGUACUUUUCCUGAUCGACGCUAUUGAUGAAUGUGCGAUCAACAGGGAAAAAACCCUGGAGAUGCUUUGCUUUCUUCGGCAGAUAAAGAGUAAUGUCCGCGGAAACCAACUCCGUUUGAGAUUCUGCCUAUCGACACGGUAUUAUGAGCAUAUUGAUCCCAGGCCAGGGAAACUGUUAGCCCUGGACAGCUUCAGAGAACACCAGCUUGACAUUGAGAAAUAUGUGACACAGACACUCAGAUCUACAGAUCAAACAAUCAGAAAGGACAUCUGUGUGAAGUCAGCUGGUGUGUUCCUAUGGGUCAAACUUGUGGUAGACAGUUUAAAUGACGAUUUUCAUAAGGGCAACGUGCACGAUGUGCAAACAAGACUGGACAAGAUCCCGCAGGGACUAAACCACCUUUAUAAAGAGCUACUAAACCGAGACCGUGCACCAGGCCAAGAUCUUAUGCUCUUCUUUCAGCUCAUUUUGUUCUCCUCGCGACCCUUGACGCAAGAGGAACUGUACUUUGCAUUAUUCUUCAGAAACAGCAACCUGGUCAGGAGGAAUACCUCACAUAUGGAUGGGGUCUCCAAAAGCUACAUCCUCCAUGUCUCGAAGGGACUCGUUGAAGUGACUGCUAGUAGCUCAAGCAAAAGCACAGUUCAGUUUAUUCACGCAUCAGUUCGGGAAUUCAUGGAUGGUCAGUUGGAAUUAGCAUUUAGCCGUGAAGGAAACGUCAAAGGAUCCUGCCAUGACCAGCUACGAGACCUGUGCUUCAGAUACGUCCAUCGUUUCAAGCUAGGGAACAGAGACCUCGAUGAUUUGAUGCGUCUCAUGCGGCAACAAACAUAUUCCGUGUCCGUUAAUAACGUGAUAAAGAAUAGCAUUCUAUUCUUUGGUUACGCCGUGCUCAAUCUUUUCCAUCACAGCAAUGAGGCCCAACGCCACGGCAUUGAGCAAGGCGGGUUUCUGAAAAAAUUCUCGGCUGUGUAUGGCGGAGACUUUUCCCAGUUCACAUUCUACUAUGAUUCAGCCGUGGCUAACACAAAAGACUGGUACAACGACGCAACGCUUUUGCACUUCCUCUGUGAUAAGUGUCUGAGGGAUCUCGUCCGUCAAGAGGUCCUGAAUGGAUCAUAUGGCUGGGAACGGUCGGGCAAGCGUGGCUGCCCGAUGAGUACUGCAGUAUACGAUGAUGACCUUUAUACCAUACGAGCAUUGCUGGGAUGCGCACCAUAUGAUGGAUGUCAUGGCCCUGGCAGCUAUUCCAAGGUUCUGGAAGACCCCACAGUGGUUCAAAGUAUGAAACAAUUCUUGGAAGAAAUACCUGAGGGCUGUAAGGUAUUGCAGAGUGCUAAAUUUUGCGAGGGCCUUGACAUACAGACGUUGUUGCUCAAAUAUGCUCUCGACCAGGAGAACCUCGCUGUUUUAACCUUGCUGUGGCGCACAGGACUGGUUGACUUCAACCAAGCAGUCAAUGGAGAAACCCCGCUGAAUUGGGCACUGGAAAGACGCUCGGCCUUUCUGGUCAACCAUCUCUUGGACCGCGAAAAGGACGGCAUCAAGGUGGAUAUCAAUAAACCGACGCAUGGCAAUCCGCCACUGAAAUUAGCCAUUCAGAGCAAGCGCCAACGGGAAGCCAAAAUAGACAUACUCCUUGGCCACGACCGUUUGGAUCGUUCGUGUCUGGACAGGAGACGAUGUAAUGCUUGCCAUUGGGCAGUACGUAUGAAUGAUGAAGGGCUACUGAGACGCUUAAUCCACUUAGGAUUUCGGAUGAACCAUCGGGGUAUCAAAGGGCACAGCCCUCUUUCGCAUGCAGUGGAGUGUUGCAAGGUCGGAAUGAUGGAAAUCCUGCUCACGGCAGAUGCAACCCAGGUGGAUGAAAAGGAUGCGGACGGAAGAAGCCCUCUAUCAUGGGCGGCAGGCUGGUGCUCCCCCACAGAAAAUGAUGCUAUCAGUGACCCAAGAACAAGAGGCUUGUUUCAAAAACAAUCUUUACAGACGCCGUUGAGAUUCGACAGAGUCGAUGUGAAUUCUGUGGACAAGGACGACAGAACGCCGCUAAUGUGGGCAGUCGCAGCAGGUAAUCGACCAGCUGUCCAGCUACUCUCAUCCCAUAAGGACACCGAUAUCAACUGCUGUAGCAGAUUUGAAGAAACAUCUCUCAGCAUUGCCAUCAUGAAAGGGGACCCAGUGAUUGUUAAAAUGAUACUAGAAAACAGAAGGAUCGACGUCAAUCUACGGGGUAUCUACGGUCGAACUCCUCUAUCAUGGGCAUUUGGCCCAUGGCACCCUCUGAAAAAGGACAAAGCACAAAUAAGCCAGUGCCGCAACCCUGCAAUUGUCAGGUUACUUUUCGAGUCAGGGGCGGACAUGAGCAUUAUAGACGCUCUUAAUCAUACCCCACUGUGGUGGGCUCGGUCUUACGAUGUAGUGGCAAGGGGCAAUCUAGAAAUUCAAACCUAUCAAGACUCCCCUCUCACCGUUUGGGGGGACUACCUUUCAUCAUCAGAGAAAAGGAGGGCGCUUCAAAUGCUCACUCGCGACGAAGCCACCUUCAGGUGUGAGAUCUGGUGCAUGUGGCAGGUUUGCGAAAAAUACGGAUUGCAGGCCAGGUACCCCUGGACAUCUGAAAUUGGGAUAGAUAUCCUAGAGUGA
Aspergillus bombycis is the source of this 3942-nucleotide messenger RNA. RefSeq lists its product as uncharacterized. The record is from RefSeq and is a predicted model, not a curated record. Gene Ontology annotation, biological process: nucleoside metabolic process. Gene Ontology annotation, molecular function: protein binding; catalytic activity. Lineage: Eukaryota; Fungi; Ascomycota; Eurotiomycetes; Eurotiales; Aspergillaceae. Bases 1 to 3942 code for a protein of 1313 amino acids. The transcript has 3 exons.